Messenger RNA from Apodemus sylvaticus (European woodmouse), 4739 nucleotides. It is a transcript of the gene Myrip, whose product is annotated as myosin VIIA and Rab interacting protein. Gene Ontology annotation, cellular component: cortical actin cytoskeleton. Gene Ontology annotation, molecular function: myosin binding; small GTPase binding; actin binding. The coding region runs from base 328 to 2901 and encodes 857 amino acids. Gene Ontology annotation, biological process: intracellular protein transport. The transcript has 17 exons. NCBI's taxonomy places the organism in Eukaryota, Metazoa, Chordata, Mammalia, Rodentia, Muridae. The record is from RefSeq and is a predicted model, not a curated record.
GGCGGUCAGCGGUGCCGGCAGGUGGCGGCGGCCGCAGCGGCUAGGGCUGGCGCUGGCUGGAAGCCUGGAGCGGGCGCCUCCCUCGCCGCCGCGCGCCCUCGUCCUGCCCGCGCUGCCCGGCUCCCGCUGUGACUGCGGCCCCAGCUCCAGCGCACCGGCGAUCUGCAGCCUCGGGAUCGCGCGCUGGACGCAGGCUGCGGCAGGUGACCCGGAGCCAUCCGAGGCGCGGUGGCUCUGAGCCUGGCCGCCAUCCAUGAGCCCCGCCGCGGACCCACUCCAGGCCGGCCACCCCGGAUCUAGUUCCGUUGUCUGUGUUUAAUUUUGACCAUGGGGCGGAAGCUGGACCUGUCAGGUCUCACCGACGAUGAGACCGAGCACGUUCUCCAAGUGGUGCAGAGAGACUUCAAUCUUCGCAAAAAGGAGGAGGACCGGCUAAGUGAGAUGAAGCAGAGGCUGGCUGAGGAGAACCGCAAGUGCAGCAUCCUCUCGAAGCACCAGAAGUUCGUGGAGCGCUGCUGCAUGCGCUGCUGCUCGCCCUUCACCUUCCUGGUCAACGCCAGGCGCCGCUGUGGGGAAUGCAAGUUCAGCGUCUGCAAGAGUUGCUGCUCCUACCAGAAGCAUGAGAAGCUGUGGGUCUGCUGUGUCUGCCAGCAAGCCAGGCUUCUGAGGACGCAGUCUCUGGAGUGGUUCUACAACAAUGUGAAGAGCCGCUUCAAGCGCUUCGGCAGCGCCAAGGUCCUGAAGAACCUGUACAGAAAACACCGACUGGAGAGCGGUGCCUGCUUUGACAUCCUAGGAGGAGGAUUGUCUGAACCAAACCUGGAGAAUGAAGGAGGGAGCAUUUCAGGAAGUGACUCCACAUUCUACAGGCAGUCAGAAGGACACAGCAUGAUGGACACCUUGGCUGUGGCCCUACGAGUGGCAGAAGAGGCCAUCGAAGAAGCCAUUUCCAAAGCAGAAUCCCAUGGGGACAGCCUGGACAAGCAGAACGAGGCCAGCUACCUGCGGGACCACAAGCAAGAGCUGGCUGAGGAGCUGGCCAGCACCAUCCUGCAGAGGAUUAUAAGGAAGCAGAAGGAUAAGGCCGAGCUGCGAGCAGAGGAUGAGGAGGAGGAGGAGCCAGAGUGGCCACAGCCCCAGAGUGGCAGUGUGAAGGCCGGGAGUGAGGGGACCACAGCCCCUCCAGGACAGCACAGAGCACGUGCCGCCCUCUGGAGGUCCCAGUCUGCAUUCUCCUUCACGACUGAAGACACUCUGAAGUCCUGUUCAGCAGAGGCUGCACCAAGGCAGCCCAAGGACCGUGCCCGGCGUCUGCUGGAGGAGUCUGCUCUGCCCAGCUGGAGGAGCGUGGACGGACUGGACGGAACAAAUCUGGCCCCACUUUUGCAGAGCCCCGAUGGGAACUGGAUGACCUUGAAGGAUGGUAGUAGACAGCCCCCAACCCGCCUGCUGGCCAAACCGAAGAGUGGGACCUUUCAGGCCCUGGAGGUGGCGUCUGGUGUGACAUCCGCCUAUGAUGAGAUCGGUUCCGAUAGUGAGGAAGAUUUUGAUUACAGCGAAGCCUUGAGUACGCUGUGCCUGCCAUCCCAGGGCAGGCUCAAGCAGCCCCAGCCUCAGCCUGCACAGGCCCAGAGUCCUGGCCAAGGUCCCGCUGCCACCUCUCCCUCAAACCCCGAGGCCAUGUGCUCAGAUUCAGAGACUUCCUCCACCAGCUCAUCUCGGGACGCUGGCUGCCGGGCUAAGCUGUCCUGGCUGCAGAGGAAGGCCCCCAAGAACCCCACAGCGGAGAAGAUGCACCUCCUGGGAGAGCUGGAUGUCAAUUUCAACCCUCAGGCAGCCUGUGGAGAGACUUCCGACAGCAGUGAUCCGGAGGAGACCCUCCGCUCUGCAGAGCGCCGCGCCAGGAGGUGGAGAAGGGCCCGGGCGGGCCCAGAGGAGUCAAACAGGGGUCUGCCGUCACCUGGUGCCCAUCCACGGGCUCUGCACACAGCUCAGGUGUCGGACAACAUGUCAGAGACUGACGUCAGCAAUGAGGCUCAGAACUCCCGGUCCAGCACAGACUCAGUAGAGGAGAAGCUGAGAAAUAGACUGUACGAGUUAGCCAUGAAAAUGAGCGAAAAGGAGACGUCUUCUGGGGAGGAACAGGAGUCCGAGUCCAAGGCCGCGCCUGAGAACCAGAAGGGAAGUCUCUCUUCUGAGGAGAACAGCCAGGGUGUCCAGGAGGAGCUAAAGAAGAAGUGUUCUGCUGUUUCUCUCUGCAACAUCUCCACAGAAGUCCUGAAGGUCAUCAAUGCUACCGAGGAGUUGAUCGCAGAGUCUGCAGGGCCCUGGGAGAUUCCCCCAGUCUCCACUGACAGAGAAAAUGGGAAGUUUCCUCUUGGAACAGACCAAGUGCGACUGGACAAGCAGCUGACUUCCUUGGAAGAAAACGUGUACCUGGCAGCGGGCACUGUGUACGGGCUGGAGGGCCAGCUAAGUGAGCUGGAAGACACUGCCCGCUGCAUCCACAGUAGCACGGGCGAGACAGAGCUGGCCGAUCUGGAGGACCAGGUAGCUGCGGCUGCAGCCCAGGUGCACCACGCAGAGCUCCAGAUCUCUGACAUUGAGAGCCGCAUUUCAGCCCUGACCAUCGCUGGUUUAAACAUAGCACCGUGUGUGCGUCUCACAAGAAGACGGGAUCAGAAGCAAAGGAGUCAGGUACAAACUAUAGACACGUCGAGGCAGCAGAGGAGGAAACUACCUGCCCCUCCUGUGAAAGCUGAAGCAUCUUCUGUGACCCCCAUCAAGACAUUCAACCGAAACUUCCUUCUACAGGGCUCCUCCACAAACAGGCCCAUGGCAAGUGCUGGUGACACCAAGGACUUGAUGGAGCCUGUUCUGGAGUCAGCUGUGAUGUACUAAAGCACGGAACUCCACGCACAGCCAGUGACCCACUGCCUCCGGCCGUACACGACAGUGCCUUGACCCAACAGCCAUCAAGUACUGUGUGGAUUUCCACUGAGAGGGCCUGGAGGGAUGGAGGGCUGCAGUGCACUGCUGCACCGGGCUGUCCUGAUACCUCACCCAGAAGGCCGUCUCGGUGUCUCAGUCUGUGACACUGAGGUCUCGCCCACUCUCUGCCUUAGGCUCCCGGGGGAAUCUGAGACGGAAUAUCCAGACGCUGGCUUCCAAUAGCAGAGCUCUGUGUUCAGAAGAUGCAUUGUGCCUGUUUAAUUUGCUCCCAUGCGUGCUGUCUUUACCAACCCUAUGUGUUUUUAAUCCCCAUCAGGGGUUCAUCCAAUAGAAAACUGCUGGAGAGGAGCUGGGGGCUAGGAAGGUGGGGUUAGUACCAUCGCUCAGUCUUGCUUUGUCACCUCCUAACAGAUGCUAAGAGUGGGGGGGGCACUAGAAAUAGUCUCACCUGGAAAUGCUCAGCCACCUCCAGCUAAGCUCCCAGCCCCCAGCCCCAUUUCUCUUUCCUUCCCAUUGCUUGGCAGUCAGCAGCCAGGAAAGGAAAAUCCACCUACACCAUACCUGGGUCUCUCUGAAACCAUGUCUCAUUCUGAAUUUGGGGUUCUUGCAUGGAUUUACUCAGGGGGAGAGGGACCUAAGGGACAAUGUCACUAUUCAUCUAACAUUAAGGACACUGUUCAGAGUCAAGGUGAUGCGGCUCCGUCAUGAAUACCUUUUCAGGGCAGGGCCUGGAAUAAAUGCAUGAGAAUUUAAAGUGUGUUUAUGCACACAGAUAGGACUGACCCAGGGCUGGACUCGCCGGGUGCCUGAAGCAUGUUUUUAAUGUUGGCUUCUGGGAUUUUCUGAAUCAUAGGGUGUGAUGGAGAAGAGGACAAAGGAGGGAAGUGUGGGAGUGGCCGUCAGGUGCUGGCUCUGGAGAACACAGUGUGCCCAGUUUUGUCUAGUGUCUCUCUCUUGCGGUUUUCCAGAAUCUGUAACUAAAGGUCAGACCAGUGAACUUGCUGAAGCCAUAUGUGUGAGCGGGUUCUAACUGGAAUGUCCCCCACCCCCACCCCCAGAAGCCCAGCCCUGUCUUCACUUCCGAGUUCUCGGGUCUCCUGUGCAUCCCCAGACCUGAUUGAACUGUCCUCGCUGUGUCCUCCCUUCUUGUGUGCCAUUGCUACGAUGGGGGUCCUUGUGUCUUCCCAUGAUGCUCCUGCCGGUGUAUGUGUCACCCCAGAGAAAGGACUCCAUGGAAACAGUAAACCUUUGGUGUUUUAUCCAGUGGGUGUGGUUCACACUAAAACAGAGUUUUAAAAAACACAAGAAAAAGAUCUGACUUCCAAACAGGAUGUUUUUUUCCUUAGGAGGCACGAGGCUGCCUUUGUGCUAACAGUGUUAAAAUACUCAGUUUUCUUUUGACAAAGUGAGUACUGUGUAAGCCUUGCAAAAAAUAAUAAUAAUAACAAUAACAGUGAUGAGGAAAAAAAGCCUGUUCUAUGGCAUUCGAACUUUUAUAAGAGGUUUCCUUGUGCCAAAUAAGUACAAAGAUUUAAUUUACUAUUUAAACCAUAAACAUGCUAUAGUUCCAGAAAUUAUUUUGUCAUCGGUGAUUUUGAUCUUUAGUGUCAAUAUUUAUAUUUAGAUUAAUUUUUAUAAAUGAAAUAUUUUGAUGGUUUAAGAAAAUGAGGACAGGAUAGAUAUGAUCUCUGAUGGCGUCUCAAUGCCUUCGUGUCUCACACACUCGGCCAAGAAUCACUGUCAAGAAAGACAACCACGGCCAAGCAGUAAAGUCACCUAUGGAAACA